Ruditapes philippinarum (Manila clam) is the source of this 3135-nucleotide messenger RNA. RefSeq names its product MIP-related peptides-like. The coding region runs from base 234 to 1712 and encodes 492 amino acids. NCBI's taxonomy places the organism in Eukaryota, Metazoa, Mollusca, Bivalvia, Venerida, Veneridae. The transcript has 3 exons. The record is from RefSeq and is a predicted model, not a curated record.
CACUCGCGGUCUUGCAAGAAAUACUGGAACUAUUUAAAGCGGCGCAACAAAGAAUCUGACAGUAAAGGUUAGUGUAGUAAUAUAGUAUCACAUGAAGACGUGAUUCCAGUCCGCGCGGUUAAACUUGAAGGAGACACGUACACCUUGUAAAUUCAUAGGACAAAAAGAUUUUGAAGACUGGGAAGAACAUAAGGAACUCAUAAUAGAAAACUUGAAAGAUCGUGUAUAACGUAAUGGAACAAGUGCUCAUUAUCCUAUCUGCAUUGACUUUAAUUCUUACAGCAUCUAUUGGGACAGCUGAAAAUACAGGCGCAGCAGAAGGGUCAAACGCUCAAGCGAUCAGCGGCGACAGCGGCGGCAGCAGCGGCAGCGUAGGCGGGUCCGAUAAAUUACUGCUAGUGCGGCGCUACGUCCCACGUUUUGUUGGAAAAAGAGAUCCAGAAGAUGCCGAAAUUGACAAUGUCAGUGUUGAAAGUUCAGAAAAACCUGAUGAAAAAGAGCUUAGUUCAAUAGAUGAAUAUGUAGAAAAUUUAUUAGAAUACUAUGAUGAUCUAGAUUUAAGUGAAUUUGAUUCAGAAAAUGAGAACAAAGAUUCGCCUUCCGAAUCCGAUAUUGAAUCAUAUGAAACUGAUUCUGAAUACGAAAAUGAUACAGAUGAAAACGAUGACAUUCUCAUGGACUCUCAGGGUGAAAAGAGAUACGUGCCCUCUUUUGUAGGAAAGCGGUUUACUACAUUGGAUGAAAAUGAAGGUGACUUUAUUGAUGAAAGUAAACGUUAUCGACCAAUGUUUGUAGGAAAACGUUACCGUCCUAUGUUUGUUGGAAAGAGAUACCAACCACGAUUUAUUGGAAAACGAUAUACUCCUCGGUUUAUUGGAAAGAGAUACACACCAAGAUUCAUUGGGAAGCGAUACACCCCGAGAUUCAUCGGCAAAAGAUACACCCCGAGAUUCAUUGGAAAGCGUUAUACACCACGAUUUAUUGGAAAGCGAUACACACCGAGGUUUAUUGGCAAACGAUACGCACCAAGAUUUAUAGGGAAACGUCUUCAGCCCAUCUUUGUCGGUAAAAAGUUUUCUCCAGAGGACUCCUUGCAAGAAAAAAGAUAUAAGCCAUUUUUUGUCGGUAAAAGAAGCCAAGAUCAAAUUUCAAAUGAACAAAAUCACGUAGAAAAGAGAUCUGUGUCUGAAACGACUGAAGAAAUAAACACAGUACAGGAAAAUGCUGACCGAAGUAAACGAAGAAAGCGAUCAGUUGGAAAUGCAAAUGAUGAAAGUUUGAAGCGCGCUUGGGGAAGAUACAUUCCUUUAAAAAACAGCUUAGCACCCGCGUUUAGAUUACCAGGGCCACAACCAUCAUAUAUGGAAAAAAGAUUUGUUGCCCCGGAAUUCAUUGGUCGCCGGGAUUCUCUUUCAACUAUUCUGUCAGCUCUUGAUGCGCUUCAAUUUGCUCGUACCGAACCAAGGACAACUUCUAAACGAUUCGAAGCACCUCUUUUCAUCGGAAAAAGGACCCCGACUCGACCAAUGUUCAUAGGGAAAAGAAAUCAACCGUAUACUGGAGAAAUGAAAAUUCCUUCUGGAUACAGUAUUAUACCUGGCAUCACAGAAUUCAAUAUGGAUGCUUAUGAAAGUAUUCCUGACGAAUUCAGUCCAUUUAGAGAUAUUUAUCCAUAUAGCACAGGAUUACAAGGCAGUAUUGACCUUGAAUGAUAAUCAAAGUAAUAUAUAUAAUAAAAGACAUUUACGCUGAAGCUACGUGUUGCCUGUUUAAAAGAUUAUACAUUUUGCACCUGGGAGACAUCUAGAAAGAAAAUGCUUAAUAUUUUAACAACAUGGUGCAGUGUAUACUUUUGAAAAAAAAAAAUGAAUAGUUUCUAAUCCAGGUCUAUAAUUUCUUACUCAUAAUUAUAUAAUGAUGCUUAGUUAAUGUUCUGCUAUAGACGAUAAAAGGAGUAAAAGUAUGAAAUGAUGCAAAAAUAUGUUAAAGAUAUUUUGAUAAUAAGCCAUUCAGAUAUUUGAAUACUGAAUAAUGUUUAAGGGCGUGUUACUUAGUAAAUUAUCUGAUUUAUAUUCUUUUGAAAACGACUUUGGAAAUACAUAGAAUAAAAGGCAGCUUGAUCAAGUAAUAUUUGUAUUUAUUGAUUUGUGAAUAAAAGCUUAUUUGAUUUGUACAGUAUGUAAUUUUAAAGAUAUUUCUGAAAAUGUUGAAAAUUCAAAAUUUGGCUAAUUCAUAUUAUUUUAGCAGCAACACACUUAAGUUAAUACAGAAUGUUCACAUGGAAUGACUGUUUAUGAUGGAUAGAGGUCAUCCACAAAAUAGAUGCAUGCAUAUUCCAUCAAGCAAUUAAUAGAAAGUAAAACAGCGAUAUUGCUUUGACUUAUUUGGAGUUUCCUGAAAAUAUUAUAAAUUGAUAUUUCAUGAAAAUGAACAAUAGACAAUUUUAAUAUUUUUGAUGAAUGUUGUAUAAAGAAUAUUCAAUGAUCAUUGGUUUAUUGAUAAAGAUUUGUUGUAUCGUCUUUUGUUAAAUUUAAGUUCAAUAUCUAAGUUAAAUGGACUCGAAAAAUUCAGAAAAUCGGUGCUAACAUUGAGUAAAAGCAAGUAAAUUAUUGACACUGUUUGUUGUUUACAGGCAUCCUUGAAUAUUUUUCACAUUGUAGAUGACAAUCUCUUUCACAAAAAUUAUACAAUAUUUAAUUGAUUUUGAUUGUCACUUUGCACUUGUUGUCAAAAUGAUAAAAUAUACGAAUGAUAUUCAAAAGUUACAUACCUUUGUGCAAAGGUAAGUCAUUGAUAUGGUAUGGUUAAUGUUCUAAAUAGCUGUUUCAGGUUUAAUCUAUUUUAAACAUUUCUAUUUGGAUAAAGUGUAUAACGCUACAUAUCUGCUGCAUGAAGUAAAGUUUGAAUUUUUUGGAAAGAAUAUCAAAAUACCUGUAUGAAAGAAAAAGGUUUUAUAAUUGGCCUAUAAGCAAAGGGCGAAUUAAAGCUAAAACUUUUAUAUAGAAACACAGAAUUUUGUUCCGGAAAAAAAUGCUCAUGACGUUCAAAAUACAUUUUAAAAACAGAGAUAUUAUAUGUUACAGAUCUUUCGGAAACGCCAAUUAACACAAAAGUUUAACUGUUUGUAAUUUAGAA